Molecule: messenger RNA, 321 nt
Organism: Lindgomyces ingoldianus
Lineage: Eukaryota; Fungi; Ascomycota; Dothideomycetes; Pleosporales; Lindgomycetaceae
Exons: 3
Coding region: 1-321 (106 amino acids)
Source: RefSeq, a predicted model, not a curated record
AUGACCCAACUGGCUGUCCCACACAGCCCGAACGACGUCGGAUGGAAAACGCUUAGCCCCGCGCUGAGCGGAUCACGUGACAGGACGGAUGAGGAAUGGCUCCAGCUUUUAGACAAAAGCCUGGCGGAGCCGUUGCAGGUGGUGCAUGCAACACCUGCAACGCAUGCAAACGCAUGCAAAACCCAUGUAUAUAGUCUUAAUCACAACCAUAAUCAGGUUUACCAGCUCCCCAUACAGCUGCUAGGUCAAACCACAACCUGCCUUCUCUACUCCGCUAAAACCCAUACUCUGCUCGACGAACUGUACACUCAAUCAAGCUAA